AUGUCUGACUCGAGUCCCAGUUCUCCAAGCCAGAGUCCUUCUUGCCUUAUUAAUGCGGACCAACGUGAAAUCCUUGAACAUCAUUAUCCUUGUGCUGGCUACUGGUUCAACAUGCUUCCAACUCAUCCUUUCAUCCAUGGACCUCCAAGUCAGCCUUCGCAGACUCAAUUCCAAGGCCCUGUCAGCAUGCCUCCUCCGUAUUCACUUCAAGGGAUGCUACAUAAUCCUGAUGGUGUGGUCCAUCCAGAUCCAGCCACUGCGCUGUCAACUCAACAGCCACAUCACCACGGCGCAAAUACAGUGAUUUCUGUUGCCAACAUUGAUAUCUCCGUACCAUUAAAUACUGGAGUUGUAGGUGAACGUAUCAGCCAUGUCCAGAUCCACCUUCCUGUCGAUAUUCCAUUUGAAGACUUUUUUUCACGUAUUUGUGCCAAAAUGGACCUGGACCCAGCAAAUGCUGAACUUGGCUACAAGUUUCACAAUGAUCGAGAGCCAACUCAUCAGGCAGCAUCCACCACCCGUGCUCGUCGUGAUGAAGCUGUCAAUGACAGUCAAGACCCUUUAACCUCCAUAAGCUUUGCCUCUGAGCUGCAAGAGCUCAAUAAUAAGCUAGAUUCAAACACCUCAUCUGCCAGUGCAGCUCCCGCCCUUCCAGUCAUUCACAUCCAUAUUCCUCCUGUCACUAAGGAGGCUCUUGGUGAUACUGGUGGCCACCGUCGAGUCAAUACUUCCCGAGGUUUUGCAACAACACUCCUUUGCCAUGACAAGGAUGACGAAUUUAUCACCUACCCACCCAUCACUGAUGUUCUUCGCGAGAUGGAUGCCACCAUGCCACUUUUGCAUAUGUCCCAAUACGAGGACAGCCUCCUCAGUCAUGGUGUUGCCUACGUCAAUGGUGUUGUUGGCCUAUCUGAUGAGUUUUUUGUUGAUGUUGUUGGCAUGCCAAUGGGUGAAGGGCAAAGGAAGGGCCACCAAUAG
This is a messenger RNA of Suillus fuscotomentosus, 978 nucleotides long. RefSeq lists its product as uncharacterized. The transcript is spliced from 5 exons. Lineage: Eukaryota; Fungi; Basidiomycota; Agaricomycetes; Boletales; Suillaceae. Bases 1 to 978 code for a protein of 325 amino acids. The record is from RefSeq and is a predicted model, not a curated record.